ACAUACCGACCUACACUGACAUACCGAUUUCUGCAGAAAGCAUAGUUGUUAAUUCAACUGCACCGAGAAAGCUGGUGGAUAAAGGAGGUUAUCACCUCUACGCAGGGCCUGGGAGGAAGCCAAGGCUUUUGGAACAGCUGCAGGAGUUUGUGAAGAGAGAGCUGCACCCCAUUCACCCAGAGGAUCCGCACUCUCAGGAGCUUAAACUCCAGGUCUAUCGAAAUGCCUUCGGUCGUUUCAUUGAGGAGUUCAGAAACUACCAACCGCUGCUUGGUGCCAUUCAAAAAGAAUAUGAAAAUUCUUUAGCGGAUCUGCAAAAUCAGAUCAGGGAGCUGAAGCCGCUCCAGACGCGGGUAUUGCUCGUGACGGAGGAGUGCAACCGAAAGGUUCUGGCCCGCUGGGAGGACGGGCAAGCCCAGGUGAGAGCCCUGGAGGAAGACAAACGACAGCUUCUGAAGGACAUGGAAGACAUGAGGGAGCAGGAGGAGAGACAGAACGCAGUGGUGUCCCGCCUGCAGUGUGACCUGGCCUGUCAGUACCGGCAGUACAGGGAGGAGAGAGACUCACGCAGCCUGCUGCUCCUCAAGUACAGCCUGUGCCGAUGCGCCGCAGAGCCGGACGAGGAGGCCUACGACAUACCCGCGUACGAUGAGGAUAAGGACCCGGUGAAGCUCAAGAUUGCGUUGAAGGUGUGUCGAAAGGACCUGAGCGACACAGAGGGGGAGCUCAACAAGAUAAAGUCAGAGUACUGGGGGGUGGUGCCUCGUCAGGACUGGGACGCACUGGAGGAUGCACACAAACGCACCCUGCUGCAGUUGCAGGAGCUACAGAGGGACUUUGACCAGUUGAAGAGUGAACAUGACACCCUGAAAGAGGUGCACAAGAGAGAGGCCGUACAGCCGGGUGUGAACCCAGAAGAUGACCUCAAGAAUAACGACAAGGAGGGAGAUGGUGGUGAAGAAGGAGAUGUCUUGGAGCCUGUGCGGACUCCAUCAUCAGGGGAUAGGCAGGUGUACAUCAACCAGCUCCGGGAACUGCUUGACGGGAAGGGGCCGGUGUCGGUCGCAGACAUGCGCGCUGCCCUUACGUCGUUAGACCCAGCUCUAGAGUCUGCUGCUUUGGACCACACCCUAGGCCUGGCAUUCCAGGUGGACGCGACGGACCUGGAUCAGGACGCCCUACAGCUGGACACAGAGACCCUCCUGCAGCGCCUGGACGUCUCCCCCAGGACCAGUCCUGCGCCUCAGCAAGACUGACGGCGUAUAUGUUUUGGACUGCCGUAAAGCUUCGGCAGAAACUAGACUCAUUGUAGGAUUUCUUUUAAUUGUAUGCAUGAACCUGCAAUGCAAAGGCUGCUAUGUUAAGUACUUAGAAUGUGAAUUUAUUAUGUGAUGUUUUCCACUUUGAUUGUAUUGGCUUCAGGAUGUACACACUGAGACGAGUUGAACUUUAGUGGAUAACAUCUAUUGGAGGGAAGGGAACUGUUUAAACUCAUGGUGAAAUAGGCCUUUUUGGGGUUGGAUUAUUUGUUUGUCCGUGUGUUGUCUGUGUUGUCUACCGAAAAUCCCCUAAUGAUACAAGGAGUUGGAGUUUUUGUUGGUUUUCAUUGAUCAGAGAGAUGUUGCCAAAUGUAUACACGGCUUGGUUAGCGUACGUAUUGUGCCAUACAUGACCAAGGAAUGCAAACCAGUAACCCUAGUGGUGGAUAAAGGAGGCCAAGAAUCCCCCCCCAGCUUCAGUCAAGUAGCUAUUUCCCAAUGUUUCAUACUAAUGGUUUGGUUCCAAAUACUGACCAAUAGCUGUAGGCCUACAAUGUACAAACAACAUGUUGAUUGUACCACUUCAAUUAAAAACACU
Gadus chalcogrammus (walleye pollock) is the source of this 1857-nucleotide messenger RNA. RefSeq names its product translin-associated factor X interacting protein 1 (gene tsnaxip1). Bases 462 to 1256 code for a protein of 264 amino acids. The transcript has 10 exons. NCBI's taxonomy places the organism in Eukaryota, Metazoa, Chordata, Actinopteri, Gadiformes, Gadidae. The record is from RefSeq and is a predicted model, not a curated record.